This is a messenger RNA of Chrysochloris asiatica (Cape golden mole), 4686 nucleotides long. RefSeq names its product brain-specific angiogenesis inhibitor 1 (gene ADGRB1). Gene Ontology annotation, molecular function: G protein-coupled receptor activity. Gene Ontology annotation, cellular component: plasma membrane. The record is from RefSeq and is a predicted model, not a curated record. Gene Ontology annotation, biological process: cell surface receptor signaling pathway; negative regulation of angiogenesis; G protein-coupled receptor signaling pathway. The coding region runs from base 1 to 4686 and encodes 1561 amino acids. Lineage: Eukaryota; Metazoa; Chordata; Mammalia; Afrosoricida; Chrysochloridae. The transcript is spliced from 31 exons.
AUGAGGGGCCAGGCCGCUGCCCCGGGUGCCCUGUGGAUCCCUGCUCUGCUGCUGCUGCUGCUGGGGGACCCGGCGCGAGUGGCCACGGGGCUGGACGUGGGGCCCGGGUCCGAGCUCUGUGCCACGCUGGUGCAGGGCAAGUUCUUUGGGUACUUCUCAGCUGCCACUGUCUUCCCGGCCAAUGCCUCUCGCUGUUCGUGGACGCUGCGGAACCCAGACCCACGGCGCUACACUCUUUACGUGAAGGUGGCCAAGGCACCUGUGCCCUGCGGUGGCUCCGGCCGUGUGCACACUUACCAGUUCGACUCCUUCCUGGAGUCCACGCGCACCUACCUGGGCGUGGAAAGCUUCGACGAGGUGCUGCGCCUGUGUGAUCCCUCAGCGCCCUUGGCCUUCCUGCAGGCCAGCAAGCAGUUUCUGCAGAUGCGUUGGCAGCGGCCACCCCUGGACGACGCUCCUGGACGGCUCCUGGACCCUGGCAAUGACUUCUCAGUGGAAUACCUGGUUGUGGGCAAUCGCAGCCCCAGUCGGGCCGCCUGCCAGAUGUUGUGCCGCUGGCUGGACGCCUGCCUGGCUGGUAGCCGCAGCUCGUACCCCUGUGGCAUCAUGCAGACCCCCUGUACCUGCCUGGGUGGGGAUGCUGGUCCCCCUGCCGCAGGUCCCUCAGCCCCUCAUGGGGACGUCUGCCUCCAGGACGGCGUGGCCGGUGGCCCCGAGAACUGCCUCACCAGCCUGACGCAGGACCGGGGUGGGGACGGUGCCCCAGGUGGCUGGAAGCUAUGGUCACUGUGGGGCGAGUGCACGCGGGACUGCGGGGGAGGCCUACAGACGCGGACUCGCACGUGCCUGCCCACACCGGGCGUCCAAGGCGGCGACUGCGAGGGUGUGUUAGAGGAGGGCCGCCUGUGCAACCGGAAGGCCUGCGGCCCUGCGGGGCACGCCAACUCGCGAAGCCAGUCCCUGCGGUCCACGGACGCCCGGCGGCGCGAGGGGCUGGGAGAUGAACUGCAGCAGUUUGGGUAUCCAUCUCCUCAGACAGGUGACCCCGCGGCCGAGGAAUGGUCGCCCUGGAGUGUGUGCUCCAGCACGUGCGGCGAGGGCUGGCAGACUCGCACGCGCUUCUGCGUGUCCUCCUCCUACAGUACCCAGUGCAGUGGACCCCUUCGGGAACAGCGCCCGUGCAACAACUCCGCCGUGUGUCCAGUGCAUGGCGCUUGGGACGAAUGGUCCCCUUGGAGCCUCUGCUCUAGCACCUGUGGCCGUGGGUUCCGGGACCGCACGCGCACCUGCAGGCCCCCCCAGUUUGGAGGCAAUCCUUGCGAAGGCCCAGAGAAGCAAACCAAGUUCUGCAACAUCGCUCUGUGUUCACGCCGCCUUCCUACCCUUCCUCCCCCGGGCCGGGCAGUGGACGGAAACUGGAACGAGUGGUCCAGCUGGAGCGCCUGCUCAGCCAGCUGCUCCCAAGGCCGCCAGCAGCGCACGCGGGAGUGCAACGGGCCAUCGUAUGGGGGUGCCGAGUGCCAGGGUCACUGGGUGGAGACUCGGGACUGCUUCCUACAACAGUGUCCAGUGGAUGGGAAGUGGCAGGCCUGGGCAUCCUGGGGCAGCUGCAGCACCACAUGCGGGGGUGGCUCUCAGCGCCGGGAGCGUGCCUGCUUGGGACCCUUCUUCGGGGGAGCAGCCUGCCAGGGUCCGCAGGAGGAGUACCGGCAGUGCAGUGCCCAGCGGUGUCCUGAACCUCAUGAGAUCUGUGACGAGGACACCUUUGGCACUAUAAUGUGGAAGGAGACGCCAGCAGGGGAGGUGGCUACUGUUCGAUGUCCUCGAAACGCCACAGGCCUCAUCCUGCGGCGCUGUGAGCUGGAUGAGGAAGGCAUUGCCUACUGGGAGCCCCCUACCUACAUCCGCUGUGUCUCCAUUGACUAUCGCAACAUCCAGAUGAUGACCCGGGAGCACUUGGCAAAGGCUCAGCGUGGACUACCAGGGGAGGGGGUCUCAGAGGUCAUCCAGACGCUGGUGGAGAUCUCCCAGGAUGGGGCCAGCUACAGCGGGGACCUGCUGUCCACUAUCGAUGUCCUGAGAAACAUGACAGAGAUCUUCCGGAGGGCCUAUUACAGCCCCACCCCUGGGGAUGUGCAGAACUUUGUCCAGAUCAUCAGCAACCUGCUGGUGGAGGAGAAUCGGGACAAGUGGGAGGAGGCCCAGCUGGUGGGCCCCAAUGCCAAAGGGCUGUUCCGGCUGGUGGAAGAUUUUGUGGAUGUCAUUGGCUUCCGUAUGAAGGACCUUCGAGACGCGUACCAGGUGACAGACAAUCUGGUCCUCAGCAUCCACAAGCUGCCAGCUAGCAGGGCCACAGACAUUAGCUUCCCCAUGAAGGGCUGGCGGGCCACAGGUGACUGGGCCAAGGUGCCUGAAGACAGGGUCACUGUCUCCAAGAGUGUCUUCUCCACAGGGCUGGCAGAGGCUGAUGACUCGUCCGUUUUUGUGGUGGGGACAGUGCUCUACCGGAACCUGGGUAGCUUCCUGGCCCUGCAGAGGAACACGACUGUCCUCAAUUCCAAAGUCAUCUCGGUGACGGUGAAGCCCCCGCCUCGCUCCCUGCUCACGCCCUUGGAGAUUGAGUUCGCACACAUGUACAAUGGCACUACCAACCAGACCUGCAUCCUAUGGGAUGAGACAGACAUCCCCUCCCCCUCCGCCCCCCCGCAGCUCGGGCCCUGGUCGUGGCGCGGCUGCCGCACGGUGCCCCUCGACGCCCUCCGGACGCGCUGCCUCUGUGACCGGCUCUCCACCUUCGCCAUCUUAGCCCAGCUCAGCGCCGACGCGACCAUGGAGAAGGUGGCUGUGCCGUCGGUGGCCCUCAUCGUGGGCUGUGGAGUAUCUUCACUCACCCUUCUCAUGCUCAUCAUCAUCUAUGUCUCCGUGUGGAGGUACAUCCGCUCGGAGCGCUCUGUCAUCCUCAUCAACUUCUGCCUGUCCAUCAUCUCCUCCAAUGCCCUCAUCCUCAUUGGGCAGACCCAGACCCGCAACAAGGUGGCGUGCACACUGGUGGCUGCCUUUCUGCACUUCUUCUUCCUGUCCUCAUUUUGCUGGGUACUCACGGAAGCCUGGCAGUCCUACAUGGCCGUGACCGGCCGCCUCCGGCACCGCCUCGUCCGCAAGCGUUUCCUGUGCCUGGGCUGGGGCCUCCCUGCGUUGGUUGUGGCCAUCUCUGUGGGAUUCACCAAGGCCAGAGGGUACAGCACGAUGAACUACUGCUGGCUCUCUCUGGAGGGGGGCCUGUUAUAUGCCUUCGUGGGACCUGCAGCGGCCGUAGUACUGGUGAACAUGGUCAUCGGGAUCCUCGUGUUCAACAGGCUUGUGUCCAAAGACGGUAUCACCGACAAGAAGCUGAAGGAGCGGGCAGGGGCCUCUCUGUGGAGUUCCUGCGUGGUGCUGCCGCUGCUGGCGCUGACCUGGAUGUCCGCCGUCCUUGCGGUCACCGACCGCCGCUCCGCCCUCUUCCAGAUCCUCUUUGCUGUCUUCGACUCGCUGGAGGGCUUCGUCAUUGUGAUGGUGCACUGCAUCCUCCGCAGAGAGGUUCAGGAUGCUGUGAAGUGCCGCAUGGUGGACCGUCAGGAAGAGGGCAAUGGGGACUCGGGGGGCUCCUUCCAGAAUGGCCACGCCCAGCUCAUGACCGACUUUGAGAAGGAUGUGGAUCUAGCCUGUAGAUCAGUGUUGAAUAAGGACAUCACAGCCUGUCGUACAGCCACCAUCACCGGCACGCUCAAACGGCCGUCCCUGCCGGCGGAGGAGGAGAAGCUGAAGCUGGCCCACGUGCAGGCUCCACCCUCCAACUUCAAUAGCCUUCCGGCCAAUGUGUCCAAGCUGCAUCUGCACGGUUCACCCCGCUACCCCGGCGGCGGCGGCGGGCCCCUGCCCGACUUCCCCAACCACUCGCUGACCCUCAAGAAGGACAAGGCAGCUAAGGCCUCCUUUAUCGGCGACGGGGACAUCUUUAAGAAAUUGGACUCAGAGCUGAGCCGGGCCCAGGAGAAGGCCCUGGACACCAGCUACGUGAUCUUGCCCACGGCCACGGCCACGCUGCGGCCCAAGGCCAAGGAAGAACCCAAGUACAGCAUCAACAUCGACCAGAUGCCUCAGACCCGGCUCAUCCAUCUCAACAUGGCCCCAGACACGGGUUUCUCGGCCCGAAGCCCACCCGCCCGAGAGCCCCCGGGCGCAUCCCCUGAGGCACCCCCCAGCCACCUGGGGGAGCAGGGGGAGCCAGCAGCCCACUCCGGACCCAGCACAGGCACCAUGACCAAGAAGGACAAUGUUGCCACCUUGUCCGUCAGCUCCCUGGAGCGGCGGAAAUCGCGGUACGCGGAACUGGACUUCGAGAAAAUCAUGCACACCCGGAAGCGGCACCAGGACAUGUUCCAGGACCUGAACCGGAAGCUGCAGCACGCGGAGAAAGACAAGGAGGUUCUGGGCGCUGACAGCAAGCCCGAGAAGCAGCAGACCCCCAACAAGAGGCCCUGGGAGAGCCUGCGGAAGGCGCACGGGACGCCUGCCUGGGUGAAGAAGGACUUGGAACCGCUGGCGCCGUCGCCGCUGGAGCUGCGCAGCGUUGAGUGGGAGAAGACCGGAGCCACCAUCCCGCUGGUGGGCCAGGACAUCAUCGACCUGCAGACCGAGGUCUGA